AUGGAUUUAAAACUCGUAACAAAUAAAAGAACCUUUACGGAACAUAGUUUUUGGGAUUUUAAAGGCAAAGUUGACUAUGUUGAUGAAUGGUUUCUAAUGAAAUCGCCCGUAUCAUUACUGUUUUUAUCAAUAUUGUACGUAUUGUUUGUAUUUAAACUUGGUCCUGAAGUUAUGAAGUUAAGAGAACCGUUCAAAUUCAGAAGCAUUAUAAUAUUAUACGAUUUAUUUCAAGUGGCAUAUUCUUGUUUUCUACUUUUAUUAGGUUCCAGACUGAUUAUAUCUUAUGGCCUGCUGGGUUCAUCAUGUCUAAUGGAUAAAGAAGACUCUCGAUGGCUUGUAUCAACUGGUAUCUACUAUUAUUUCUUUGCCAAAGUAAUGGAGUUGGUGGACACGAUAUUCUUCGUAUUGCGCAAAAACUAUCGUCAGGUCACAUUCUUGCAUGUAUAUCACCAUUGCUUGAUGAUGUGGGGCACUUGGAUUUCUUUGAAAUAUGAACCUUCCUACAGCCUCAUAUUCCUUGGGACCAUUAACUCCUUCGUUCAUAUAAUCAUGUAUGGCUAUUAUGCGUUAUCGGCAUUCCCCGAUCUCAAUAAAUAUUUAUGGUGGAAAAAGUAUAUUACUUUGAUGCAAAUCUUGCAGUUUAUGUGUGUAAUAAUACACGCGGCAGUGAAUUACGCUUAUUCAGGGUGUCCACCUUCAUACACAAUAUUAGCAGCAAUCCUGUUAAAUGGUUUACUAUUUAUUUACCUUUUUGCUAAAUUCUAUGUCAACUCUUAUAUUAGCAAAAAUAAACUUAAUUCGAAUAGUAUUAGUAUCGACUCCGUGGCAAAUGGAUCAGUCAAUAAAAAACUAGAUUAG
Molecule: messenger RNA, 858 nt
Organism: Parnassius apollo (apollo)
Lineage: Eukaryota; Metazoa; Arthropoda; Insecta; Lepidoptera; Papilionidae
Source: the annotation of a GenBank genome assembly